GCCACCAGUCGGCCUCGGUUUGAAAUCGUGAAGAAGCAGCCAUGUUGUCCCGAGCGGUUCCAGUUUUCACGCCACAAUGUGUCCAAGUUCGCAACAUGGCAACUUUAAAAGACAUCCAUAUGAGGUUAAAAUCUGUGACAAAUAUUCGUAAAAUCACAAAAACCAUGAAGAUGGUGUCAGCUGCUAAAUACAACAAGGCUGAGAGAGAACUGAAGGCUGCACGGCCAUACGGAGCUGGCGCUAGAUCAUUUUUUGAGAAAGCAGAAGUCACACAAGACGAGAGUAAACCAAACUUUCUCAUGUUGGCCUUGACAUCAGAUAGAGGGCUCUGUGGUGGUGUACAUUCUUCUAUUUCCAAAUCUAUCAGAAAUAAAGCAACAGAUGAACUUAAAGACAAAAAUGUAGGAAUCAUCUGCGUUGGGGACAAAUCAAGACAAAUUAUAUCUAGAACAUUAUCUAAAAGCAUGUUGAUGCAUUUUGUUGACAUUGGUAAGAAGCCUCCAGUAUUUGCUGAUGCAUCCCUGAUAGCUAAUAACAUCCUUCAGUCUGACUUCGAAUAUGACUGUGCUGAGAUGGUCUACAACAGAUUCAAGACUGUAAUGUCAUAUCAGACAACACAUCUGCCACUGUUCAACCAAGCAUCCAUAUCUGGUGCAGAGAAACUUAGUCUCUAUGACAGCUUGGAUGAUUCAGUUCUACAAAGCUAUAACGAGUUUGCACUGGCCAGCAUCAUCUAUAUGGGACUGAAGGAGGGUGCCUGCAGUGAACAGAGCUCAAGAAUGACUGCUAUGGACGGAGCAACUAAGAAUGCAGGUGAGAUGAUAGAGAAGCUACAGCUCACAUACAACAGAACCAGACAGGCUGUCAUCACUAGGGAACUUAUCGAGAUCAUCUCAGGAGCUGCUGCCCUUAAGAAGGCAGAUUAACCCUCCAAGUGUUUAGUCAAUUUAUUUAAUUGGUUUCAAUCUACAAAUACAAUCUAAACAUGUGUCCCCACUACAAUGUUGCCAAACUAAAUACAAUUAUUGGAACUUUUGUGAAUAUUAUUGACAGAUUUAUUAAUUUAUUCAGUGAACAAAGCAGACAUUGAUUCACAGUGAUUGACAAAAAUGAUGCACAUAGGGAACCGUGAUGAUUUAUCCAAUGUGGGUUUACUGUAGAGUUUAUACCAGUGUGCCCUAUUUGAGUGUUAGUGGUUAGAACACUGCCAAAUUUGUAUAGUGAGCUAUGUAUGCAAAUACAGUUAAACAUUUUAAAA
Molecule: messenger RNA, 1258 nt
Organism: Owenia fusiformis
Lineage: Eukaryota; Metazoa; Annelida; Polychaeta; Sabellida; Oweniidae
Source: the annotation of a GenBank genome assembly